This is a messenger RNA of Exophiala spinifera, 1998 nucleotides long. RefSeq lists its product as uncharacterized. The transcript has a single exon. Bases 1 to 1998 code for a protein of 665 amino acids. NCBI's taxonomy places the organism in Eukaryota, Fungi, Ascomycota, Eurotiomycetes, Chaetothyriales, Herpotrichiellaceae. Gene Ontology annotation, molecular function: L-amino acid transmembrane transporter activity. Gene Ontology annotation, cellular component: membrane. Gene Ontology annotation, biological process: amino acid transmembrane transport. The record is from RefSeq and is a predicted model, not a curated record.
AUGGAACGGCCAAGAUACCUGGGUGAGAGCGUGUCAACAGGCAUUACGACGGCAUUGCUGUCUCCCUCCUUAGACUGUCGUUCACCUCUCACUCCACGGAUCAGUCGAACUCCGAGCAGUCCUCAUAUCAACGACUCAUCCUCGACCAACCGCCACACCUCCCUUGCGGCCAACGAAGACGACGAUGCCUGUCCGAUCAUCGCGCGCGGUAUCACUUUCGACCUGCCAGAAGUCACAUCCUUCUCGCAGCUUGGCCAGCCUAGAAAGGAUAGGCAGUCAAGGCCGCCUAACCUCAAGCCGGAGUCGCUGCACUUGUCCUCACUGUGUCGGGGAGAACAUGGCGACAACUUCCUACCACGAAGUGCAUUGUCCAUCACACCGAGCUUGAUAGACCAUCCCAAACACGGACACAAUGACGAUAGGGCCUAUCUCACUACCUUUUCCGCCAUUACCCUCAUCCUGGGAAAGACCAUUGGCGUCGGCGUCUAUUCGGUGCCAUCCUCGAUAUUCUCCCAAGUCGGAUCCGUGGGGAUGACGCUUCUUGUCUGGGUCGCGGGCGCAAUUAUCUCUUUCUGUGGCCUAUCCGUCUAUCUCGACCUGGGUACUGCUCUUCCCCGAUCCGGUGGAGAACGCGUGUACCUGGAGCGAAUCUUUCGUCGACCUCGAAUGCUUGCCACGUCCAUGUUCAUGGCAUACGUCGUCCUCCUGGGCUUCAGCACGCCGAACUGCAUCAUUCUCGGCAACUACGCCGUCUCGGCGCUGGGUCAGCAACCGGGAGUGUGGAACGUUCGCGGUGUUGCAGUCGCCGUGAUCUCCAUGGCCUGUCUCAUUCACGCACGAGCACCGGCAGCAGGCCUUCAAAUCAUCAACGUACUAGGCGUGGGGAAGAUGUUGAUCCUCGCCGCAGUCAUCUUCAGUGGGCUUGCGAGCAUCGGCCGGACCUUCUCUCCUGUCUUGAGCCUGGACGGUGGCGGUGGCCACUCUGCCGUGAGUAUCGCCGAGCAGAACUUCACCUCGAUCUGGGCCGGCACCAGCUCCAAGCCGUACAACUACGCCACUGCACUGCUGCAGGUCCUGUACUGCUUCCGUGGCUACAACACGGCAAACCAGGUGAUUUCCGAAGUGCGGAACCCGGUCUCGACGAUCAAAGUCGCAGCGCCAGUCGCGCUGACUCUGGCCUCGAUGGGCUACGUUCUCGCAAACGUCGCGUACUUUUGCGCCGUGGAGAAGGGCGACUUCCGCAGCUCGGGUGUCGUCGUCGCAAGCCACUUUCUGCGCAACAUCUUUGGGGUCCUGUGGGGGGAGAGGAUCCUGCCCUGGUUCAUCAUCAUCUCGGCAUUUGGCAACAUCGCCGCCACCUCGUUCGCUCAGGCCCGCGUGAACCAGGAACUCGGGUCCCAGGGACUCCUUCCUCUGUCCGGCUUCUGGCGCAGCAAGAACCCCAGCGGGGCCCCUGGCGCAGGUCUGUUCCUGCACUGGCUUGUCAGUGUCGUCGUCAUCGUGCUGCCCACUCCAGGCGAGAUCUAUACCUUCCUCGUCGAGAUCGGGGGGUACCCGGUCUCUGUGCUCUCCGUCGCCAUCUCCGGAGGUCUACUGUACCUUCAACUCUCUCCGGCAGAGCGAUGGGCGAGCCCAUGUCCCGCUCACCGCGUACCAGCUGCUAUAUUCCUCGUCAGCAACCUGGUGCUGCUCGUCUUUCCCUGGCUCAAUCCGGGGGGUGAAAAGCAAGGAACCGACAACAACGGCAAGUUCGCGUACUACGCCUACCCGGCGACGUCGCUCGGGAUUCUCGCCCUGGGUGCAGCGUACUGGGUGUUUUGGCGCAUGGCACAGCCGGAGACGAGGCCAGUGAGUACCCCUCUCCUUCAGGACUGGGUUUCGGGUCGAAGUUCAGAGGGGUCCGACGAUAGCAGUACGAGUUUUACCGCCGGCGAUGGCGACGGCGACGGCAGCGUCGAGGGAUCGAGCAGGAGUGGCUCCGCUGCCUUGCAAAGGUGA